Molecule: messenger RNA, 1188 nt
Organism: Chanos chanos (milkfish)
Lineage: Eukaryota; Metazoa; Chordata; Actinopteri; Gonorynchiformes; Chanidae
Gene: cldnd1b
Product: claudin domain containing 1b
Exons: 4
Coding region: 1-807 (268 amino acids)
Cellular component (GO): membrane
Source: RefSeq, a predicted model, not a curated record
AUGGUGGAUAACCGGUACGCCACAGCGUUGGUCAUUGGUUCGGUCCUUAGCUUGCUUGCCUGUGUUUAUCUGUCAGUCGCAAUGGGAACGCAGCAUUGGUACCAGUACCGUAGCCUACCACCUAGUAACGACAUCAACAACGGUUCGGACCUCCAGGGUCUGCGAACAGAAUUCACCACUGAAGACGUGGAUGAGAAGACGUACAGCGAUGCACUAUUCCGUCUUAACGGUACAUUGGGAUUGUGGUGGCGCUGUAUACUGGUGCCCAAGAACACACACUGGUUCAGAGAGCCUGUCACUCACUCUACCACUUCUUCCCCUUCCGUCUCCUUUGUUUCAGAGCCUAAACUGGAGACUAAGUGCGUAGCCUUCACUCUCUCUCAGCAGUUUAAGACUAAGUAUGAAGAACCUGGCAACCACAACUCUGGAGAGCACCUCCUGCGCACCUACCUGUGGCGUAGCCAGUUCCUGUUGCCUCUGGUGUCUGUGGGCCUGGUCUUUUUGGGGGGGCUCAUAGGUGUGUGUGCGUGCCUCUGUCGUAGCCUCACCCCUACACUGGGGGUCGGAGUGCUCCACCUAUUGGCCGGUUUGUGUUCUCUGGGCACGGUGUGUUGUUUCUUGGCUGGAAUGGACCUGCUGCACAACAAGUUGGAACUGCCAGAGGGCGUGACCUACUCGCUGGGCUGGUCUCUGUACCUGGCCCUCAUCUCCUCCCCCCUCCAAAUAAUGGCCGCCGCCCUCUUCCUCUGGGCGGCUAGGAGUCACCGCAAGAACUACACCCGGAUGAUCGCCUACAGGGUCGCUUAGGCAACCGGUCGCCCCAGGCGACCGCUUCACCCGUAGCACUCCCCGAAAUUUCCCUGCACAACCACUCUGUUCGGCGUGGAACCGCUGACUCCGCAAAAACUCAGCGACCGCAGAACUACAGAAUUACACCUGCACUGCUCCGUGAGCUCUCAAGUAAAAUAGAUCCAUAAAUAAAAAUACACUCGUGUCAUGAAAGACUGCAGAAACAGGACUGCAGUUUCGAACAGGCCGGACACCGUCGCCAAGGCGAUUGUGAAGGGCUGCCAGAUUUGUGGAGUCCUCUUAGGCCAAACUACACUCCUGUGACAGCCGAUUUUGACACAUCCACCAACUGAUGAGAAAUUCUGUUCAGUAACAGUUCACCUGGAUGCCUGCUCACCU